GCACGACGUGUCGCUCAGUGCGGCAUGACGUGAGCACGCCGAGGGAGGGGGAGGGCACGUAGCGGCGGAGCCGAGGGUGAAGACAUGUUGGAUGCUCGUCAACGUCAUGAUGUUGUGGUUAAGUCGAGCCAGGAAAGAAGCGGGGCGGCUGGAGAUGCUGCUGCCCGUGUCGGCGAGCGAGCCGGAGCCGGGGCCGGGGAGAUGUCGGAGAUGACUGUCUUCCUGAAGCUCUGCGCAGCCGCUUUUUACGGAAUAAGCUCGUUUUUCAUUGUCGUCGUAAACAAGAGCGUCUUGACCAGCCACAGAUUCCCUUCAAUAAUAUUCGUGGGCCUUGGUCAGAUGUUGGCAACGGUGACCCUGCUGUGGGUGGGUAAGGCAUGCAAAGUGGUAAAGUUUCCUGACUUCGACUAUAGUAUGCCUCGAAAGGUGUUUCCACUACCUCUCUUGUACCUGGGGAACCAACUGACAGGACUUCUUGGCACUAAGAAACUGAAUCUCCCAAUGUUUACAGUCCUAAGGAGGUUUUCUAUUCUGUUUACAAUGAUAGCGGAAGGUUUACUGCUCAAUAAGAACUUCUCUCGAUCUAUUCAGAUGACAGUAUUUGCAAUGUUGCUUGGUGCAUUCAUUGCUGCCAGUUCUGAUAUGGCAUUUGACUCAUUCGGAUAUGGAUACAUUCUUACAAAUGAUGUAUUAACAGCUGCCAAUGGAGCUUACGUAAAGCAGAAAUUGGAGUCAAAAGAGCUGGGAAAAUAUGGACUACUUUAUUACAAUGCCCUCUUCAUGAUUUUACCUUCUUUGGUCAUUGCAUAUGUCACAGGAGAUCUUCAGAAGGCAGUCAGUUUUGAAGGCUGGUCAAAUGCAAUGUUUGUGUUGCAGUAUCUGCUGUCCUGUGUAAUGGGGUUUAUUCUCAUGUACUCUACAGUUUUGUGCACUCAGUAUAAUUCUGCUCUUACGACCACAAUUGUUGGCUGUGUUAAGAAUAUUUUGGUAACGUACAUUGGAAUGUUUCUUGGCGGAGAUUAUAUAUUCACAUGGACUAACUUCAUUGGAUUAAAUAUCAGUAUUGCAGGAAGUUUGGUGUAUUCCUAUAUCACAUUCACAGAGGAGCAGGCAACCAGGACAUCAGGAAACAGCAGCAACACUGACACCAAGGGAAAAAUUGCUGUAUGAGCAGAGCAUCUUAAUAGAAUAACUUUUUUAGUAUUAUUCAUUUUAAUUUCAAAGAAUAAUUACUUUUAUCUGUAGUUGUAGAUGAUUUUUCAGUUUUGGUACAAGUUUAUUACAAUGUUGAAGGACCAAUAUUUAAAAAAAGACUAGUACUAAAUGGCCCACUUUUACUUAGCCACAGUUCAAGGCUUUACAGAUUCCCCUAAGGAUUUUUUUUGUCUGUCCCAAAGCUCCAAAUAGAUGUCUCUACUUGGGCAUCUUAAUCUGUUUAUUUUAAAAUAUUUAUUGUUUACACCUCUUUUUAACAGUGAAAGAACUGUACAAUAACCUAGUUGUCUUGGAGAUGGAAAAUAUCUUAUGCCUAAAGUGACUUUGAACAAAUUUACUAAAAAUUGGUAGCUUUACAAUUUAGUAUACUUCCAAGGAGGAAGUUGGAGUACCUAUAGUUUUCAACAUAUGUUUAAAAUUUGUACUUGUGGAUUGCAAAGCUGGGGAUAUCUUCUUGGAGCAUUGAGUACAGGUCAGCUGUCAACUGCAUUGCAAAUUCCAAAUUUGGUCUAUUUAACAGACUGCUUGAAUAACAUGGAAAUUGUAUUUGGAAGUAAACUGAAUCUUGAUUGUCUGUUACAGAAACAAGAAAAGUAAGUCAAUUUUAAAUGAAUAAAUGACAUUGAGUAGGAAAUGUUCUGUAUUUUCUAGGUUUCAAAUGGUAGACAAUGACUUUAGGGAACAAGGAUGUUAACACAAUUCUCUCAUUUUGACACAUCAUUUGCAUAUCUCAUGAUGAAAUGCCCAGAAAUACCUUUGCAAAGAACUACAUCUACCAAUACAGGUCUGCCAAUCGUAACAUCACAAGGGUGGUUUAGUGGAGAAUUGCAUUUUGCAAAAUGCAUUUAAUGGACUUUUGAACUGCCUUUCAUCUGAAAUUUAGCUGACUGGCAUUAAACAUCAAACAAUCAAAUGUUAUUGCAUGAUUGGGUUGUGUUAAAACUCAAUUUGAAUUGUAAGAGCAGUUUUUGAACUGUAAUGUUUAACAAAAAACAUUUUAAGUGUUUUAAUGCUUUCAAAAGAAUCUGCUAAACAAUUUAUAAAAUUUGAAGAUUAGAACAUGUUGAUUCACAUGAGAAAUGCUGAUAGACCUGAAAACUCAUUCUCUCUCUUGAUCCAUUCAAUUCUAACAUUUCAGGAAAUACUUAAAUCAUUGUUUCAAAUUUAAAAUGCCUUGUUCUGAAUCAUGAUGUACCAAAAUGUUUAAUGAUUAAUUAUUCUGUACUCCCGGCAGGUUGCUUGUGUUGUGUUUGUAACAACUUCAUAACAUUUUUAAUAUAAAGUGUGUGGAAUAUAAAGGUUGCAGAAAAAAUGUGUUAACAUGAAGAUUCAAGUAAACUGUGAAAUUCUUAAUGUAUGUGCAAUGUUUAACGAGAAUUUCCUAAAUUUUCAGUUUCUUAAAUACAUAUUCUAGCAGGAUAGUUCAUCAAAUGGCAUCUGUCAAUCAUGAUUUUGUGAAUAGAACAAGAUGAUUUUUAAAAAUCAUGCACAUUUACAGGGCAAGUAGGACCCAUAGACAUUAAGAGCCUCCACUACCCAGAAUCAUUGUGGCAGCCUUUUGCUUUUGUUCAGCACCAAGUCUGUUUAUUUAACAUUGCAAUGAAGUUCCCUGUAUAAUUUUGCUAUAGUCCACCAAGAUGUUUAGUGGCUGGUUUCCAAAAUGCUUUUAGUACAAAAAACAAUUCAAAUGCAGGUGUUGGUGGUCAGUAAACAUAUAUUGUUCAAUGUACAUAAACACUGAAGUGCCUAGAUAUUGAAUUAGAGCUGACAUAUGAAUAUUUUUAAAUAUUUGUGUAUUUAACCCAUUAAUGUAGAAGCAUUUGUAAAAUCUAGAUUUUCAUGCAAGUGAUAGCAAAAUUGGACAAAUGAAGCUUCUAAGUAUUGCUUUUGCAAUUUCCUGUAAUGUAUAAUGCAAGUGUUAUACUUUGUUUUUAAUUGUUCCACUGUACACAUUUUCAUUGACUGAAAUUUGGUUUUCAAAUAUAUUUUGUAACAA
Molecule: messenger RNA, 3211 nt
Organism: Pristis pectinata (smalltooth sawfish)
Lineage: Eukaryota; Metazoa; Chordata; Chondrichthyes; Rhinopristiformes; Pristidae
Gene: slc35d1a
Product: solute carrier family 35 member D1a
Exons: 12
Coding region: 85-1170 (361 amino acids)
Cellular component (GO): Golgi apparatus
Molecular function (GO): GDP-fucose transmembrane transporter activity; antiporter activity
Source: RefSeq, a predicted model, not a curated record